GUGAUUCCGGAGGACCUCUCGUUCUUUCUCAAGGCGUUGAUGGGGACAAAUGUGACGGCAGGCCUGAAAAUGAUGUCAUAGUCGGGAUAAUUUCUCUCGGGAACAGCUGCACACAGAUCGACACCGGGGCUGCUUACACCAGUAUCAGCGCGUUCUAUCCCUGGAUCGAGGAAGUGACAUCAAGAAGCUGUCCAGGAGAUGUUUACCCAGUCCAGGUGGAAACAACACAACAGAAAGUCACAUGCGCUUCAGGAGGAGGCACAUUCAGGGAGGCACAAAUACGAAAAAUUCAUCCAACGAUCAUCGCGCAGAUUAUCACGAAGAUCGCUGGAAUCUUGUUCUUUCUGGGAGCUCUUGGAACAUAUCUUUCCGGCAAGAUCUGUUUCUGGACGAAAAAGACGUACACG
This is a messenger RNA of Ostreobium quekettii, 407 nucleotides long. The record is from the annotation of a GenBank genome assembly. Lineage: Eukaryota; Viridiplantae; Chlorophyta; Ulvophyceae; Bryopsidales; Ostreobiaceae.